GUGUUUGUGCAGAGCCAGUGAGUGAGAGUUCCGCUUUGGUUUGCUGCAAACUGACGAGGAUUGCGUCUUUUUCUAUCUGACGAAAUUAAAAAAUAAAGAAGGAAGAGAAAAUGAGAACUACGUAGCAAGAGUCACUGGCAAACCCACCAACGUCGUAUGUAAAAGACUCGAUAGUGCAGAGCCCAGCGUGCCAUCGCUUGGUUGCUCUGUGAUGUGACUUGUCGGUACUGGAGCAGCUGUGCUCACUCGCUAGGUUUGCGUUGGCUUUCUCAUUUAUUAAUGACAAGUGAGGCCUCUCCCUGGCUCGUUUGCAGUCAGUAGCAGAGGGGAGAAGCGAUCAAAAUAAUUUACCUACAACAUUAGAAUUUUUUUUUACUUGGUGUGCAACCGCGUCAGAUCGGAAGAAUACCCAGCAAAGUUUAACCCCUUCUGCAUGCUAAAUGGCGUCAGACACCAGUGACACGGAGGAAUUUUAUGAUGCUCCUGAAGAUGUCAAUUCUCCGACCGUAUCCCCAGUGAAGUUUCUCCUGCCAGCUGUAAAGGAGUCUGCAGAGAGUAUUACACAGAAUGCAAGCUUACAUUUAAAAAAUCAGGAACUGAAACAAGAUGAUCCAAUUGAGAUUAUUGAUAGUAUUAUUGAACAAAGCCAGAAAGUAACUGAGUCGUAUGAAAUACUUGAAAGUGAAAAUCCAGAAGUAUGUAAUGAUGACAGUAGCACUCCUAUGGCAGCUGUAGAAGUUCAGCUAAACAUCAUCGCUGAAGCAACACAAAAUGAAUCACCUGAGGACACAGUUAAUCAAAACAUUUCUGUUCCCCAGCUUGAAAAACUACAAGAUUCUGUGUCACAAGCAUGCCUUACAGAAGGUAAAGAACCUUUUCAGGAUGCCACACAUUUAGUAGAGCAUACAAGUUCUCAUAACAAAGAUAAGAUGGGUAUGAAGCUAAAUAUCACAACUGAUGAUGCAAGAACCGAUAAUGUCAAGGAAGCUAGCAAGGCAGACAUUUUAGAGAAACUGACACAAGACACAGAAACCAAUAAGGAACCUUUGCCUCCAGCCAAACCACCACGUCAGUUAACAUUGGAACCUGAUAUAGUAGCCAGCACUAAAAAAGCUGCUCCAAUAAGACCACCUCCACCAUCAAAUUGCCCACCUCCAAGGCCACCUCCACCUGCACGACCUGCACCUCCCCCAAGGAAAAAAAAGAGUGACCCUGAGCUUGAAUCGCAAAGACCUUCAGCACUUGAAGUUCCUUCAGACAGAGUAGAAUCCUGUGGUCUCGUAUCACCCAACACUGCUGUUGAGUUUAUUACCAAAGAGCUUCAGCAUUCUUUAGACUUGGCCAGUGCAACAAGUGGAGACAAAGUUGUCACAGUCCAGGAGAAUGGGAAAGCUGCAGAUGGGCAAAUAUCUGAAUUAGUAGCGAACGAAUCUUCAGGACCACAAAGGCCACGGUCGAAUUCUGGUCGUGAGCUAACAGAUGAAGAAAUUUUAGCAAGUGUGAUGAUAAAAAACUUGGAUACUGGAGAAGAGAUCCCACUUAGUCUAGCAGAAGAAAAACUUCCUACUGGUAUUAAUCCACUGACAUUGCACAUAAUGAGAAGAACAAAGGAAUAUGUGACAAAUGAUGCUGCACAGUCAGAUGAUGAAGAUAAGUCUCAGCCCCAGUUAACUGACAUGGAUGGAGGAAAAUUAAAACAAAAAACUACACAACUUAAAAAGUUCCUAGGUAAAUCAGUGAAAAGAGCCAAGCAUCUUGCUGAAGAGUAUGGUGAGAGGGCAGUAAACAAAGUGAAAAGUGUCCGAGAUGAAGUUUUUCACACAGAUCAGGAUGACCCAUCAUCAAGUGAUGAUGAAGGGAUGCCGUAUACUAGACCUGUUAAGUUUAAAGCAGCCCAUGGCUUUAAAGGACCUUUUGAUUUUGACCAAAUUAAAGUUGUUCAGGAUUUAAGUGGUGAACAUACAGGUGCCGUGUGGACAAUGAAAUUUGCUCACUGUGGACGAUUACUUGCAACUGCUGGACAGGACAAAGUUGUCAGAAUAUGGGUAUUGAAAAAUGCCUUUGAUUAUUUUAAUAACAUGAGAAUGAAAUACAACACUGAAGGCCGUGUGUCUCCAUCUCCCUCUCAAGAAAGUCUUAGCUCAUCAAAGUCUGAUACAGAAACAACGGUUAACAAUACAGCUGAAGACACAGAUUUGGAUGAUAAAAAUGCACCUUUUAGACAACAGCCAUUUUGCAAAUAUAAAGGGCACACUGCUGAUCUACUUGACCUUUCUUGGUCUAAGAACUACUUUUUGCUUUCAUCUUCCAUGGACAAGACAGUACGAUUAUGGCACAUAUCACGGAGAGAAUGCUUAUGCUGCUUUCAGCAUAUUGAUUUUGUUACUGCUAUUGCUUUCCAUCCUAGGGAUGACAGGUACUUUUUAAGUGGAUCUCUGGAUGGUAAGCUACGGCUAUGGAACAUUCCUGAUAAAAAGGUGGCACUUUGGAAUGAAGUGGAUGGACAAACUCGUCUGAUCACAGCAGCAAAUUUCUGCCAGAAUGGAAAGUAUGCAGUUAUUGGUACAUACGACGGAAGAUGCAUAUUUUAUGAUACAGAGCAUCUGAAAUACCACACCCAAAUUCACGUGCGAUCAACAAGAGGCAGAAACAGAGUGGGUCGAAAAAUUACUGGCAUUGAACCAUUGCCUGGAGAGAACAAGAUAUUAGUGACCUCAAAUGAUUCAAGAAUCCGACUGUAUGAUUUGAGGGAUUUAUCUUUAUCAAUGAAGUACAAAGGAUAUGUCAAUAGCAGCAGUCAGAUUAAAGCCAGCUUCAGUCAUGAUUACUCCUAUAUUAUGAGUGGCUCUGAAGACAAAUAUGUUUACAUCUGGAGCACAUACCAUGAUUUGAGCAAGUUUACAUCUGUGAGGAGAGACCGCAAUGACUUUUGGGAAGGAAUUAAAGCUCACAAUGCAGUUGUCACAUCAGCUAUCUUUGCACCAAACCCAAGUUUAAUUGUCUUUCCUGAAUCAAAUGUAGAAAAAUCAGAACUAGAAGUAAAGAAAAGUGAAACUUCAGGACUAGACAAUAUCCCUUCAGGGGCCCUGAAAACAGAUCACACUGAAGUACUUCUGUCUGCUGAUUUCACUGGUGCAAUAAAAGUUUUCAUCAACAGAAAAAAGAACUGAGGUGGACGAGUGCCUACUUCAGCAUUUCUCUUUGGAGAAAACAACCUGUUGUUCGUUUAUGUAUGUGGAGCAGCAACGCCAUGUUUUCAGUAGAUGUAUCGGAUUACUAAUACAUUGAAAAGGCAUUUGUUAAAAUACAAAUAAAGUGGUUGAGGGUCAUGAUUGUCACACAGUUGUGCUUGUUUAAGUAUACACAAAAGGAAUAUUGCAGGGUACGUACUUAAGGGAGUAGAUGCUAUGCCUAGCUAGGUCCAUAGAUACAUAAAUAUUUCAUUUCUUUUCAUUGGGUCAGGAUUGAAGCAUGACAGAAACUUUAAAUUCCUGCACAGCACUGUGCCUUUUCUGCUUAAAGAUGAGUAUAAUAGCCAGGGAUGCGCUCCGGACAGAAAUGAGAAUAUAUAAUCAAAGCUACAGAGCACAUUCUUCAGAUUGGAAAUUUGAAGAAUCAUUUCAAGAAUGGAUUGACAGUAAUUACAUGUCCACCAGGUUAAAUGGGAAAGAUUGUAAAAGAUUCAAGACAAUUCCUGCGGCAAGCAUUAAAAUGCAGAGUUCACUGACCUUUCACUUUUUUUUUGUUUGUUUAAGCAAGCAGUAUUGGGCUCCUUGUUUUUCUGUUACAGCAGUUAAAUUACCAGAAAAUAAAUAAGUUGUAGAAUUUUAUUAGGUUUAAAGUGUUUAUUUAAAAAAGUGUAAAAUUCAUUUUUAAUUUUUCUUUGUGAACAAGAAAUUGAUCAUUUAUUUCCAGUGGAGCUUUGCCAAUGAAAGCUUUUGUAAAUAUCUAACUAUUAAAUACUAAUGAUAUAACUUUUUUAGGUGGAUUACCUAAAAUGUGUUAUUGAUGGUUAAGAAGUUAAAGUUUAGAAAUUGUAAAAAGUAAAUAAAAUUGGUCUU
Molecule: messenger RNA, 4061 nt
Organism: Polypterus senegalus (gray bichir)
Lineage: Eukaryota; Metazoa; Chordata; Cladistia; Polypteriformes; Polypteridae
Gene: wdr44
Product: WD repeat domain 44
Exons: 20
Coding region: 441-3170 (909 amino acids)
Molecular function (GO): protein binding
Source: RefSeq, a predicted model, not a curated record